GAAUGCCCCAUUAGUGCGAGAGAGAAUGUCGAAAUGGACCCUUGGAAUCGGUCUGCAUCUGGCGUUAUUAGGCUACAACGCCUUAGCAGGGUCCUCAGUCGGAGGUUGGUGACCAAGGGCUGCGAUCAUGGGCGACGGGAGCAAGCAAGGCCGCUGCCAGUGGGGGCUGGUGGUUGGGGUUGUCGUCACUCUGUGCGCCAGGGCAACUCUUGGAGCGGGAGUCUAUCACCGGCUGCCACAUACGGAACCUGCAUCCCGGGACGUUGAGGCGACGCGCGAUGAACCUACGGCCAGCGACCUCCUGUACGUGUUCCAGAGGCCUGCGGAGCCCAUCUUCACCUUGCGGGGCCACGACCGCAACGUGGCCUUCGACGUGCCAGUCAGCUAUUUGCCGGAGCGCUACGUGAGCCUUGCCGCCAAGAUUCGCGCCACGGUAGCGCGUCGCGCUGGCCGCCUCAUUCAGCUGCCGGACUUGCCGAUGCCCGUCGAACGGUUCGCCGACGUCAACGGCAUCCUGGCUUACCGCAGCCCCUACACCAGGUCGGCCCCCAUCUACCUCAAGCUCGCCAUUCGGUUCUGGCACUUCUUCGACGAGAGCAAGACAGUUCCGGAACUUCUGGCUAAGGCCGUAUGGGCUCGACUACACUACAACCCUGAAAUGAUCCUCGACGCCCUCAUGAUAACGAUGCUCAGGUCUCCAAUCGAAGCCGUCAAGGACGUUCCAUUGCCAGAACUGCCCCAAUACAUCCCGGAGUUGUACACGGACGAUCAAUUUUUUGCAUUGGCUCGCGAAGAAAUGCAUCUGGUGGCCGAGGAAGACAGAGUGGCUAUGCCCGUGGUGAGGAACCUGUCGAAGGAUGAUGAGGCUGCCCUGUGGUACUUCCGCGAGGACGUCCACUUCCAGGUGUUCCACUGGAAGUGGCACGUCAUCUACCCGACGGGCUACGACGACGACGAGUACGUGGACCUGCCCCGGCGCGGCGAGAUGUUCGUCCACCUGCACCGGCAGUUCACGGCGCGGUACAACGCAGAGAGGUUCACUAACGGCCUCCCCGCCGUACUACCCAUAGAUGUUCAUAAACCGUUACCCAAAGGGUAUUUUCCGAAAAUGGUCCAUCUUCAUGCCGAGAAGGGUACCAUAGGCAGGCAAGCAAAUACGUCACUACUCCCUCUCACUGAAUUUAUUCACAACCACGAUUUGCAAAGAGCACGCUACGAACAAGUUCUUAAACAAGGAUAUGUAACUUAUAAAAACGGGACGAGAGUGAACUUAAGCGGAAUCGAGGGUCUGGACAUCAUAAGUAACCUGCUUGAAGGAAAUUCGCUGCUGUCACCUGACUUCGACUUCUAUGGAAGCGUCCACAACGAUCUGCAUGAGAACCUGGCGCGUGCUGCGGACACGCUCAGCCAGUACGCGGAGCCUUUCGCAGUCACUUCGUAUAUUACAACUGUAGCCAAGGACCCGGCAUUUUUCAACAUCCACCAGUUGAUGGAUAACCUCUAUGAGCAGUACAAGAUAAGACUAGCCCCGUACUCGACGGAUGAGGUCACACCGCUCCCCGCCGUCACCCUGCAGUCCGUGUCGGUGCGCACUGCCGGCUUGUCGCAGGACAACGCCCUGCGCACGUACAUGCAGCAGACCGACCUGGACGUGUCGUUGGGGCUGGACUUCACUCCAACAGGCCGCCAGUACGCACGCUUCACGCACCUCCAGCACAGGCGCUUCGACUACGUGCUGCAGGUGCUGAACAACGAGUCUCAAGAUCGUAAGGUGUUCGUGAGGCUGUUCCUGUUGAUGACGGAGGAUGAAAAUGGAUCCCCACUGGACUUGGACUUCCAGCGACGCUACAGCAUACAACUCGACACCUUUGAAGCGACUUUGUCGCCCGGCGCCAACACAGUCCGCCGAUCGUCCGUCGACUCGGCGCUGACCAUCGACACCGACGCCGUCUACACGCCGCAGCCCAGCGUGGCUGAGAUCCGGAGGCGGAACGCGUGUCGCUGCGGCUGGCCCUCCGGUCUGCUGCUGCCCAGAGGCAGCCCCGCCGGCACGCCCUACAAGCUGCUGGCCAUGGUGACGGACUUCGCGCAGGACAGGGCACCCAAGGCGGCCUCGGAGCAGUGCAGCGACGGCUGGCUGCUGUGCGGCGUGCCCGGCAGCACCCACUACCCCGACGUGCGCGCCAUGGGCUUCCCGCUGGACCGGCCGUUCCGCGCCGCCGUCAAGUCCCUCGGCGACUUCCUCACGCCCAACAUGGCCGUCGCCGACGUCGUCGUGCAGUACGAGAACGUCACCGAGGCGCCCACCGCCCUGCUGCCGGGCGGCGCGUCCACCAGCUGGAUGCCGUGAGGCGCGAGCGGCGCCCUCCUUGAGGUCGAAGGAAGCUGAAAGUCAGAAACUAACUGCUGGACCCUCUUAGGAGGAAACAAAUAAAACUGCUGCUUGUAAAGUGUU
Molecule: messenger RNA, 2455 nt
Organism: Thrips palmi
Lineage: Eukaryota; Metazoa; Arthropoda; Insecta; Thysanoptera; Thripidae
Product: phenoloxidase 2-like
Exons: 15
Coding region: 128-2350 (740 amino acids)
Molecular function (GO): oxidoreductase activity
Source: RefSeq, a predicted model, not a curated record